AUGUCUAGCUCAAGUGAGGUAACAGAAUUUAAUGCCGUAGAGAAGUUAGCGUUACCUACAGAAGGGGUAGUCCAAGCAAACAGUAAUCUAUCAGCAGUAGAUAAUAAUAAUGUAAAUAGCAUAGUCGCAGGUUCCAUCCAAGAGCAGCAAACGCAAAUCCCCAGAGUCCGAACUUUGACAGAGGGAGGCCAGGCCUAUCAAGAAGAUCGUCAAAGAGAGCGAGAUAAAGAAGAAGAUCAGCUAAUAAAGAGAUUCCACGAAGCCUUUGACGCAUGGAAAGCGCAAGCCUCAGACAUCGAGCGGUAUAUUGCUGAUCAGCUCCCACUUUCACAAACUGACAAAGACGAAAAUAUUCUCCGCUUGAAGGAUCUCCACGUCAGUGCUCUAAUGAUAUACAAGAAGUUACGGAAGUUUCGGCCUCCUGACAAGAAAUUCCCCAAAAGAUAG
This is a messenger RNA of Porites evermanni, 447 nucleotides long. NCBI's taxonomy places the organism in Eukaryota, Metazoa, Cnidaria, Anthozoa, Scleractinia, Poritidae. The record is from the annotation of a GenBank genome assembly.